Molecule: messenger RNA, 1445 nt
Organism: Sinocyclocheilus grahami
Lineage: Eukaryota; Metazoa; Chordata; Actinopteri; Cypriniformes; Cyprinidae
Product: fibroblast growth factor-binding protein 2-like
Exons: 2
Coding region: 154-897 (247 amino acids)
Biological process (GO): cell-cell signaling
Molecular function (GO): growth factor binding
Source: RefSeq, a predicted model, not a curated record
AGUCCUCAGAUGGCCAACCAAACAAAACAUUCCCCCGGGCGGGAAGCCAGCUUGUGGGGCAACUUUUUUUUAACCUCAAAAUACCCUUUUUGUGACCAAAGCCUUUAAAUACUGGAGUCAGAAGUCCCUCCGCCAGUGUCAGCGCCUCACAACAUGUGGACAAUCACAAGCACACUCCUGCUUACAUGCUGCCUCCGGGCAGCUCUCGUUCAGAGCCAGGAUCACGACGACAUCAAGACAGGAUACAAGAGGAACGUUUGGGAAGACCUGAUCGAGUUUCUUACCAAAGGCACCAGAGAUGAAUGCAGCUUGAGUGUGACAGGACAAGGCGAUCUCACUAAGCUCCGCAUUACUUGCCUGGGCCUGGAGCGCUCUUACUGGUGCGAGUACCAGGGCAAGCCUCAGGUCUGCCGCUCUUACAACAACAACCCACUGCAUUAUUUCAGGCAGAUCAUGUGGGACCUCCGCAAGCUGCCGAAUGCUUGCCAGGGCCAGCGCAUCCUCAAGCCUCUCAUGUGCAGGAGAGCUUCGGAUGAGGCCCAGAUGGUCUUCACAAGCGCAUCCUCUUCAGACACCAAGCCAACGGACAGGCCCUACAGACCAGCCACUGACAGACCCGUGCAGAUGAGAUCACAACAGAGACGACGAGAGAAGAGGCCAAAGCCUACGAGACCACAAAUAUUAAGAGCCCAAUCAGCCAGAACUGCUCAGGACAAGCCGAAUCAACCCAAAGCUGUCAAAUCCACCAAACAGAGGAAAAUCACUACACCCAAACCAACUAUGCCACGACCAACUACUCCGGUACCCACGAGUGAGGCCAAGAAACUUGCCCAGGAUUACUGCUGGCGCUCUUUUCAGGGUGUCUGUUCCUUCGUCAUUGGGUGGUUCAGAAACUAAGAAAAGGUCACUCACAUUUCCGCAGACAACAAAACCCAUUUAAGAUAACUCCAAAUGUCUUAACAGCAUGAAGGUUUUGGACUGACGGGGAGAAAUGAAGGUGUUUGUUAAGACUGACAGGACUUUGGGAACACUAUUAAUAUAUCCUUAUGUAUGACAAAUAGAGUUACAGACUCUAAUGUACAUAUCAGAAUAGACAAGAUUAUCAAUGAAUUUAGAUAAUUCCACAUAAUGCUGGCAUGUAUUCUUCUCCAAAUGUAAACUAUAUGAUGAGGAACUUCAUCUUAUCAUGUGUACUGAAUGCUAUAUGUGUAUUAAUCAUGCUAUCUUAUAUAUUUAUGAGUGCUGACCAAUUGGGUCAGCAUUUCUGAAAGCUGUGGAGCCACAGGUCACUUCAGACUGUAAUAUAUCAAUGUGAAAAUGUAUAAUGUACAUGAAUAUGUAUUUGUGUCUACUAGCCUACAUUUUAUAGUUGAGUAGGUAAUACUCAAAUUUAUAAAGAGGUUUUUUUUUCGUUUGUUUGUUUGCCCUGAAUAAAUUUUGGCUCU